This is a messenger RNA of Dendrobium catenatum, 1734 nucleotides long. Its product is annotated as oryzain alpha chain-like. The coding region runs from base 58 to 1428 and encodes 456 amino acids. The record is from RefSeq and is a predicted model, not a curated record. NCBI's taxonomy places the organism in Eukaryota, Viridiplantae, Streptophyta, Magnoliopsida, Asparagales, Orchidaceae. Gene Ontology annotation, cellular component: lysosome. Gene Ontology annotation, molecular function: cysteine-type endopeptidase activity. The transcript is spliced from 5 exons.
UCGUCUUCCUGCAGCCCAAGCAGAGGAAAGCGCCUCAUCUUCACUAUAUCCUCCAAGAUGAAAUCGGUGGUAGUCCUUCUCUUCUUUGUUGCCGUCCUUAUCGCCGGCAUCGCAGCACCAGCCGCCGCUGAACGGAGUGAAGAGGAGGUCCGACUGCUCUACGAGGGGUGGCUUGUGAAGCACAAGAAAUCAGUCAACGCCUUGGAGGAGAAGGAAUCACGCUUCCAAGUGUUCAAAGACAACCUCCUGUUCAUCGACGAGCAUAACGCUGCUGCCGACGCUGGCGAGCAUACUUUCUGGCUUGGUCUCAACCGUUUUGCCGAUCUUACCAACGAGGAGUACCGCGCCAAAUUCCUCGGAUACAGGUCUGCCGGCCGCCGGCGCCGCCUAUCCGUAGCCGGAAGUGACCGAUACAAGAGCGAUUCGGGCAACGACCUGCCGGAUUCUAUCGAUUGGAGGGAGAAAGGCGCCGUCCUCCCCAUCAAGGACCAAGGCAGCUGCGGGAGCUGCUGGGCUUUUUCUACUGUUUCUGCGGUGGAAGGGAUCAAUCAGAUCGUGACCGGAGACCUGAUCUCGCUCUCCGAGCAGGAGCUGGUUGACUGCGAUACAUCGGUCAACGAGGGAUGCAACGGUGGGCUCAUGGAUUAUGCCUUCGAGUUCAUCAUCAAUAACGGUGGGAUCGACACCGAGGAAGAUUACCCUUACAAAAGCAGGGACGGCAGAUGCGACUCAUUCAGGAAAAAUGCUCAUGUGGUCAGCAUAGAUGGCUACGAAGAUGUGCCUGUAAAUGACGAGAAUGCCUUAAAGAAAGCAGUUGCUAACCAGCCGGUUAGCGUUGCCAUUGAGGGCAGCGGAAGAGCUUUCCAGUUCUAUGAAUCGGGAAUUUUCUCUGGAUCAUGCGGUCUUGAUCUUGACCAUGGUGUCACUGCAGUCGGCUAUGGCUCCGAGGAUGGCAAGGAUUUCUGGAUUGUGAGGAACUCUUGGGGCACAGAGUGGGGAGAGGCUGGAUAUAUCAGACUAGCUCGUAAUAUAGGCUUGUCAACUGGAAAAUGUGGCAUCGCAAUGGAAGCAUCCUACCCUGUUAAGACCAGCCAAAACCCGCCAAAUCCCGGGCCGUCUCCUCCAUCGCCAGUCAAGCCGCCAUCAGUUUGCGACAACUAUUACACAUGCCCUGAAAGCAGCACCUGCUGCUGUGUCUAUGAGUACAAUGGCUUAUGCUUUGCCUGGGGUUGCUGCCCUCUUGAUGGUGCCACUUGCUGCGAUGAUCACUACAGCUGUUGUCCUCAUGAAUACCCAAUCUGUAACGUUCAGGCUGGUACUUGUCUCGCGAGUAAGAACAAUCCUCUUGGAGUGAAGGCACUGGUGCGCACUCCUGCACGGCCCAAGCAGGCAUUCACCGAUACAGAUGGCCUGAGAAGCAGCGCUUGAUAACAGUAUUCCAAUAUUAUUUGGAAUUAUAGGAGGAAACAAGAGAAUGAUUUUUUACUUUAAAAUCCGCCGCUUCAGCUCCUCCAGUAUAAUUUGGUUAUUUAAACAAAACUUUAUUAUGUCCCUUGUUUAACUGUACCUUAAAGAUUGGAAGUGUGGUUGUAAAUAAGCCUUUCAAGUGUCAGCAUUCUGGGUAAAAAACUAAAGCAUAGCACGAUGUUAUGGUAUGAUAAUUUGUUCUCACAGGUCAGGUAUUUGUGUCUCUAUCAAAUUGUUACAGUUAAUGAUAUUUCCUUUUACAUGAUA